Messenger RNA from Mercenaria mercenaria, 450 nucleotides. RefSeq lists its product as uncharacterized. The record is from RefSeq and is a predicted model, not a curated record. Lineage: Eukaryota; Metazoa; Mollusca; Bivalvia; Venerida; Veneridae. Bases 1 to 435 code for a protein of 144 amino acids. The transcript has 2 exons.
AUGGUGGAAGGAAUAGUUUUAGUUUAUGGUGCAUUUGUUCUUUUUUUCCAGCCUGCAGGGCAGGGCCCAAUCGUUGGUGUACCGAUUCAGAACAAAGCUCCAAUUACACAGAAGUUCAGUGCUGCUCUGUCUGUUUUAUCGGCAAUCCUGGCAAGUGCUGGCUUCUCCUCAGAUUACUGGAUAAUCCAUGACACUGACAGUGACACCAUAUUGCAUAGUGGUUUAUUUAAAACAUGUUGGGGACCAUUCUGCGUGUCGCAUGUUGAGGCAUUGAUAAAAGAGCCGGUAUGGAUUGUUGAAGUUAUUGCAGGUUUGGCGGGAAUCGGCUUGAUGGCACUCUCAUCAAUUCUCAAGGUGUACAAAAUGUGUACACAUCUGUCAUCAAAAUCAAUUAUUGGCUUGGACAGAGUGGUUGCCAUUUUGGGAAGUAAGUAAAAGUCAAUCUGGUUA